UCCUUAUUGUCUCAGGCUCCCCUGGAAAUGCAGUAAGGAUUCCUAUCACAUCUCAGUUGCCAUGGCAACAGCAGUCUUUCCCAUAAUGAGCUGCAUCAUCUGAACUGAUGUCACAGCAUCAUGCAGCAGGUCACACAAGGCACCUCCUAGUAUUGCAUCCCACAGAUGUGCCGUAAACAUCAAAAGAGGAUGGUUUGAACAGGAGAUGCUGUUUUGGAAAGAAUUAUGGUUUAGAUUUUCCCAUGUUAGCCAUGGAUGUUGCACUCAGCCCCAUGAGAUCACAAGAACUGGAUCCCAUGACUACUGAUGGAUCCCCCAUGAUCAUAAACAUGACUCCCACUGCAGAGCAAGAUGGUGAAGAAGAUGCAGUGAAGGAGCUUGAUUCUGACCAACAGUAUGAAAAGCCUCCCCCUCUCCACACAGGGGCAGACUGGAAGAUUGUUCUCCAUCUGCCUGAAAUUGAAACCUGGCUCCGGAUGACAUCCGAAAGAGUCAGGGAUCUGACCUACUCUGUCCAGCAGGACUCAGACAGCAAACAUGUGGAUGUACAUCUAGUGCAGCUAAAGGAUAUAUGUGAAGAUAUAUCUGAUCACGUUGAACAAAUUCAUGCUCUGUUAGAGACUGAGUUUUCUCUGAAGCUUCUGUCUUACUCCGUCAAUGUGAUAGUCGAUAUACAUACAGUGCAGCUACUCUGGCACCAGCUACGUGUUUCUGUUCUGGUUCUGAGGGAACGCAUCCUACAGGGACUACAGGAUGCCAAUGGAAACUACACCAGGCAGACUGAUAUUCUGCAAGCGUUUUCUGAGGAGACAAAAGAGGACCGUCUUGACUCUUUAACUGAAGUGGAUGACUCAGGACAGUUAACUAUCAAGUGCUCUCAAAAUUACUUGUCCCUGGAUUGUGGUAUUACUGCAUUUGAAUUGUCUGACUACAGCCCUAGUGAGGAUUUGCUUGGUGCCCUAGGUGACAUGACCUCCAGUCAAACUAAUGCAAAACCACUUGAGUCUUGGAACUACAGUGAAAUGGAAAAAGACUUUCCAGAGCUUAUCAAAAGUGUAGGAUUACUUGCAGUAGCAACUGAUUCCAUUGUUUCCAAGUGCAAUGAAGCCAUUAAUGUGAAAGAAACCCAUUUACCUCUUUCAACAGAACAUAAGGGAGAAAGCAAAGACAGCAACACAUUACCUGAGCUUUCACUGUUUUCUCCUUCUGGGAAGUCAUCUCUCUGUACAGGAUCUUGCACGGAAGAUGGCAUCUUAUCAGCUGACAGAAAGCCAGUUUCCAGUUUAGAGAAACAAGAAUACAGUCCAUUGCACAAUCUUGGUGCAAAAAGCAAACAGCGUCCACACUGUGAAAACUCAACUCCCAAGAGGUCAAUAAGAGACUGCUUUAACUACAACGAGGAUUCGCCCACACAGCCUACAUUGCCAAAAAGAGGUCUGUUUUUAAAAGAAGAAGUGUUUAAAGAUGAUAUGGAAGUCAGUGAUGCAAAAAAACCUGUCUCUCUUAGUUUAAAGACUGAAAUGAGUAGAAGUACACCCUCAUUAUUAGAUCCACCAGACAGGUCCAAGCUUUGCUUGGCUUUACAGUCAUCUUACACUAACAGUCUAUCUGCUGUCAGUCAGUCAUAUGAUUGCUUACAUAAAAUAGGUGAUAGAAGCCUUGAGUACACAAUAAACAAUCACUUUAAGGAAAGUUCCAUAAGUCUAGGUAAGUCUAAUUGUUACAUUUGGAAAGAAAAGCCAAGGCACAAAAAAUCACAUGAUACUCCUGAGAAGGUGACAUCAUGCAGGACACCUGUGGGUAUAUCUAACACAGCUUCAGCAAAGCAGGUGAAUAAAAAAGGGAGCUCAGCUCUACAAAAUGGAAUUCCUUCCUGUAACUCUCAGUCUGUGGGAGGUACAAAAACAGAUUCUGCUUCCACAUCAUCAGAUAUCUGUAAUCAGAGAGAACCAAAUGGCCAGUCCCAAAGUAAAAAUGAACAAUGUAGUUCACCAACUCAUAGUCAAGAAAGUGCAUCAUCAACUGACUCAGGACCUGUUAUCUCCUCCUCACCUGUUCUCCCAAGAAAUAGGAGCAAGAAGAGUUACCUAUCAUCACCAAAUUACGAUAAUACAAAUGGUAAAGUUGUUGAGGCCUGGUAUGGUUCCGAUGAAUAUUUAGCACUUCCAUCACACCUCAAACAGAGUGAAGUAUUGGCUUUGAAGUUAGAAAAUUUAACAAAACUACUGCCACAGAAACCCAAAGGAGAUACCAUUCAAAACAUUGAUGACUGGGAGCUGUCAGAAAUGAACUCAGAUUCUGAGAUGUAUCCAACAUAUCAGAUUAAAAAGAAGCACAAAAAAAUGGGUAGGGUUUCACCAAGCUCUUCAAGUGACAUAGUAUCUUCUUUGGGUGACAGCAUUGAAUCUGGGCCUCUGAGUGACAUUCUUUCAGAUGAAGAGCUUUGUGUGCCUGCAUCUUGCAUUAAAAAAUACAUAGAAGACAGGUCAGGAAAGCCUGUAGUGAUUGAGUCCUCUGAGAAAAAUGAGAUCUCUGCCUCAAAUAGAUCGGCUUUAAUUCAACAAUUGAUGCAAGAUAUACAACACCAAGACAAUUAUGAAACUAUAUGGGAAAAAAUUGAGGGGUUUGUAAGCAAGCUGGAUGAAUUCAUUCACUGGUUAAACGAAGCCAUGGAAACGACAGAGAAUUGGACUCCUCCUAAAGCAGAGACAGACAGCCUUAAACUGUACCUUGAGACACACUUGAGUUUUAAGUUGAAUGUAGAUAGCCACUGUGCUUUAAAAGAAGCUGUGGUAGAAGAAGGAUGUCAACUUCUUGAGCUUAUUGUAUCUCACAAAUCAGGACUGAAGGACAUGCUGCAGAUGAUUGCAAGUCAGUGGAAGGAAUUACAGAGGCAAAUCAAACGACAACACAGCUGGAUUCUUAGGGCUCUGGAUAUCAUCAAAGCAGAGAUACUGGCUACUGAUGUGUCUGCAGAGGAUGAGGAAGGGACUGGGAGCCCCAAGGCUGAGGUUCAGCUAUGCUAUCUGGAAGCACAAAGAGAUGCUGUUGAACAGAUGUCCUUAAAGCUGUAUAGUGAACAGUACAACAGUAGUAGCAAGCGAAAGGAAGAGUUUGCUGAUAUGUCAAAAGUUCACACAGUGGGAAGUAAUGGCCUUUUGGACUUUGAUUCAGAAUACCAGGAGCUCUGGGAUUGGCUGAUUGACAUGGAAUCUAUAGUGAUGGACAGGCAUGACCUGAUGAUGUCAGAGGAGCAGCAGCAGCAUCUUUACAAGAGAUAUAAUGUAGAAAUGUCAAUCAGGCACCCGAAAAAGAUGGAACUGCUUAGUAAGGUUGAAGCUUUGAAGAAAAGUGGUGUUUUGCUACCAAAUGAUCUCCUUGAAAAAGUGGAUUCAAUUAAUGAAAAAUGGGAACUGCUUGGGAAAACCCUAGGAGAGAAGAUCCAAGACACAAUGGUAGGGCACAGUGGGUCAGGUCCACGUGACCUGCUCUCACCUGAAAGUGGCAGUCUGGUAAGGCAGCUGGAGGUCAGGAUCAAAGAGCUGAAAGGGUGGCUGAGAGAUACAGAGCUUUUCAUCUUCAAUUCCUGUCUGAGACAAGAAAAUGAAGGAACAAUGACUGCUGAAAAACAACUGCAAUAUUUUAAGUCUCUGUGCUGUGAGAUCAAACAGAGACGUCGUGGAGUAGCCUCUCUGUUGCGAUUAUGCCAGCACCUCCUGGAUGACCAGGAGACCUGUAAUCUGAAUGCAGAUCACCAGUCUAUGCAGCUGAUAAUUGUAAAUCUUGAAAGAAGGUGGGAAGCCAUUGUCAUGCAAGCUGUCCAGUGGCAAACCAGGCUACAAAAGAAGUUGGGAAAAGUCCCGGAGUCCCUGAAUGUUAUUGAUCCUGGUUUGAUGGACCUAAAUGGUCCAAAUGAAGAUGCGUUAGAAUGGGAUGAAACUGAUAUAAGUAAUAAGCUGAUUAGCACUAAUGAAGAAUUAAAUGAACUUGAUCAAGAACAAAAGCAGGAUCAUCCAAAACAGAAAUCUGCUUCAGAAGAAUGCAGUAGUAAAGACUUGAAUCAAGAAGAACAUAUCAGUGAUCAUGAAACUCCUCUGUAUUGUUCCAGCAUUACAUCACCUCCUAGCCCUCACAUUUACCAAGUGUAUAGCCUCCACAAUAUAGAGUUAUCAGGAAAAAAACAUAUACCUUUCUUGAAAAAGACUUCAAACUUCCCCAGUGUAACAAAGUCUAAUAUUUUAAAUAAAAGCCUUAAGGACUCCCCAUUUUCCUCUACCAAAUCUCUGCCAGACCUAAUAGGCAGGACCACUUUGGCAAAACCAUUCAAUUAUAUGUACCAUAGUGGAAAUAUAAGCAGACAUUCUGAGAGUGAAAGCAGAAUAGUUAGUGAAGGUGAUACAGAAACUUCAAACGAUUCUGAAAUCUUUUUGAUAAAUGAUAUUGAAGGAACGGAGAGUAAUCCUGAAAUUGGGCCUCUGGAAGCCCAUAGGAGUGACAGAGUUGAUGUGAUAAAACAAAAAAUUAAACAAGAAGAAGAGGACCAUAUUACACUUUCAAAUAAUUGUCACUCAACUUCUUCUGCAUGUUGUGCAAGUGGAAAAGAGGGAGAUCUAAAUGGUGCUACCCAACAUACCUCUGAUGGUUUGGAAGAAGAAUUACAAGAAAAACAUGAUGUGCUUACAUUUUAUGAUUACUCUUACCUCCAAGGUGCCAAACUCAAAUUGCCAGUGAUGAUGAAACAAUCACAAACUGACAAAGCAUGUACAGAGGGCACUUUACUUCAUGGUUUUUAUUUUGAUAAAAUACCCUGUAAAGCUGAACAUCAAUCUGCAGAGUUACACCCAGAUGAGUUUAUGCAUGAACUUACUUUGGCAAGUGUCUCCAGAGAAUCAGAUUCCACUUCUUGCAAAUCUAUGGAGAGUGCUAGGAAAUUAACUGAUAUACAGAAUGCAAAACAGGUUUCACCUUUAUCUCAUAGCUCUUCAUUAGAAUCUCUUUCUGUGGCUGGUGAUUUGUUUGGCUCAAGUAUUUUUAAAGCUGGCGAUGGUCUUCAGCGAAGCACAUCUUUGGAAAGCUGGUUGACCUCAUACAAAAGCAAUGAAGAUCUUUUUAGUCAUCAUGGCUCAGGAGACAUAAGUGCAAGUAGUGAUUCUGUUGGAGAACUCAGCAAAAGGACAUUAGAUCUCCUGAAUCGUUUAGAGAAUAUCCAGAGCCCUUUAGAUCAAAAGAUAAAGCGCAGCAUUUCCGAUAUCACACUCCAAAAUAGCUCACAAAAAAUGUCAUUAGCGGGACAGUUAGCACUAGAUAUUGCAUCCUCAAUCAACGAAGAUUCAGCUGCUUCUCUCACUGAACUCAGCAGCAGUGAGGACCUUUCUCUUUGUUCUGAGGACAUUGUAUUGCACAGAAAUAAAGUGCCAGAUUCAAAUGCAUCAUUUAGGAAACACCUUAAUCGGCCAGUAGCUGAUGAGAGUGAUGUCAAUGUCAGCAUGAUUGUUAAUGUCUCCUGCUGCACUGAUGAUGAAGAUGACAGUGAUUUGCUUUCAAGUUCUACCCUGACCUUGACAGAGGAGGAGCUGGGCAUCAAAGAUGAAGAUGAUGACUCCAGUAUUGUAACUGAUGAGGAUAUUUAUGAAGAGUGCAAUUUAAUUUCUGGACUUGAUUACAUAAAGAAUGAACUCCAGACUUGGAUUAGACCAAAAUUUUCUUUGACAAGGGAGAAGAGAAGAUGCAACCUCAGUGAAAAAAUUCAGUGCAGUAAAGAUGUAAGUAGCAAUGAGAUAUCAAAAGCAGUAGAUACAUUGAGCACUGAAACACUUUUGAAUGGUUCAGUAUAUAAGCUACCAGAAAAUAAUGGCAACAGUAAACACUUAUCAGAUGGUCAUGAACUGGGGCCAAAAAGUCAGACUAAAAAGGAUAGUUCUCAGGCUGCUAAAGAUCAGUUUGUGGAUGACAUAGAGAAUGGAAAUGUUGAAAAUACUCCAGACAGUCAAAAGGAAGAGCUUAUUAGAACUUCAUCCGCUCCCAAAAAUCUUGGCUUACUUGAUGGUAAGGGACCUGAAAAUGAAAGUUGCGUCUGCGAAGCAUUUACAGAUAGUUCAGAUGAUUCACAUAUGGAUGGUAAAGAGACUGUUCAACCAUCAAAUAUAUCCACAAGUCUUCUACAAGAAUGUCAAAAUCAUCUUCAGUCUGACGAUUAUUGCAUUGCUUAUACUCCCAUUAGAAAGCCUUGUAUGGAGCCUGUGUCCGAAAUGAGAGGUAUAGAUACACAAGAUACUUCUUUACAAAAAUAUUUACCUAAUGAUCAACAAAGCAGAACAAGCACUGUUGAAAAACCUACUGAUUGCUGUGCAGCUUUUGAACCAAAUGAAGCACAGGAGAACACCUCAGCAAGUGGAAGUGAUUCGUGUUGCAACUGUGAAUCUGUUGCUUUCGAUAAAAGGAAUGUGGACGAUUGCUCAGUGCACAGCUUUGUGAUGGAGAUAAUUGACAUGGCAUCAACAGCCUUGAAGAGUAAGUCACAGCCUGAAUGUGAGACAGCCACUCCUACUUCAUUAACACAAAUCAAGGAAAAAGUAAUGGAACAUUCUCACCGGCCCAUACAACUAAGAAAAGGGGAUUUUUAUUCCUAUCUUUCUCUCUCCUCUCAUGAUAGUGACUGUGGGGAGGUAACCAAAUACAUAGAGGAAAAGAGCAGUACUCCAGUGCCACUGGACUUUGCAGAUGAGAGAGAAAACAUUGAAUGUUUUUUUGAGGCUUGUCCCGAGGAAGAGCGAGUUGAGCAGCAACCACAUUUCUCUUACACUAGCCCUGAAGGAUCUCUGGCUUCAGGCAAAGUCCCAGAAUUAUUGGCUGAACCUAAAACUUCUGCUAAAUGUAGUAGCUUUUCUUUCUUAAGUAAUGACAUUGAUGUAAAUGUGCCCAAUCCUGCCAACCAAAAGAUAUCAAACAAUUUAAAAAAUAUUAUUGAUGAUUCACUGACUUUGGACAGCCCUAAUGAAGGCUUGGACAUGAAUUCUCUGAAGUUUAGCACUAAAAAAAGAAGUACAGGAAAGUCACUUGGAACUGCAAAGUCUAAAGGAAGUACUGCUGCUUCUGCAAAGGCUUCAGCUAUAGGUUUUCAAUUAAAGCCAGACCACUGGAAAGAUAAGGAUGUAUUGCACCAGGACGAUAAAACACUUACUUGUGAAGAAAAACUCCUGAAUCUUCACACUGAGAGGCACAUAAAUAUGCACAGAUAGAAUGUAACCCUCCCGCGCACAUACAUUAUCUCAUAAACAGAAACUUGGCUGCAGUUCAGGUGCAGGUUCAUCCUGUUAACCAUGGGAUGACCUCCAAUGCCAUUGCAUCAUUCACUGCCUCUCGUUACACUGACUCCCAAGAUAAAUUUUCUUUCCAAAUGUGAUUUGUCCAUGUUUGUUUUCUGAUCAGGCUACAUAUGCUGGUCCUAAUUCAGUAAUCAUUUUGUAGUAUAGCAAAGCCAUUUGCUUUCAUGUGGAUUCCCCUCCCAAGCUACCUCUAACUACCUACCCUUCCUAAACUGAAUGCUUCUGUAGUAAGUGAGCUGUAGCUCACAAAAGCUUAUGCUCAAAUAAAUUUGUUAGUCUCUAAGGUGCCACAAGUCCUCCUUUUCUUUCUGUAGUACUUAUCACCCAUUACAUUCUUUAAAGUUUUGCAAUUCCACAAAUUCAUCAUGAUCAGUCUGAUUCGUCUUUACAGAGCUGUACCGGUCAGUACUCUCUUAUUUCAUGUAUCAAAUUUAAUAUAUAUGUAUAAUGCAUAUAAAAUAUAUAUAUGUAUAAUGCAUAUGUUUGUUGAAACUAGUUUGUGUUUAAAAUUACAAUUUUAUUUGAUUGCAGCAAAAGGAAAAGUCAUUAGUCCUCCUAAUUCAAUACAUCUAAAAGUUAAGCAAUUAAAAUCAAUGCCAUUUAUUUCAUUUUAAAAUUUAAUCUAUGCAACACUUCAAGAAACAACUACAUGGUGUUGUGUAUUAGGAACUGUUGACAUUCUACUGAAUUCAGUACAACAUUUUGGGGUUUUAUGCUUCUUGAGGUGGUAAAGGGAAAAAAGUUUUUUAAAAAAGUGUGCCUUGCUGUAUUUCUUAUACCAUUUAUUAAAAAGCUGCUUUCAGAGUAAAAUUAUGUUGGUUUCAAAGGAGGAAAUAGCAAGGUUAAGAUGUGUGAAUAAUUUCUGUAUAUAUGUAUAACCAAGUACAAACAUUGAUGUAUCAUGACAGUAUAAAAUGCUUUCAUGUUUGUGAUGUCCAGUGAUUUUGAACAUAUAAGCCUUAAAAUCAUUAGAUUGCAUGAUAAUUAGAAUUGGCAUAAUAAACAUCAUUUAUUGGGGGAAAAAAGCAAAAUUGGUUAUCUGUUUUACCCAUGUUUGAAGAAAAAAAUACUGCAUCAAAAUGCAGAAAAGGUAUCGUUUGCAAUAUUUCAUAGAGUCUAGAGUUUCCAUAUCAGUUAAGAGGUUUGGGCUACAUGGCUCCAAAGUAAAGAUCAUCAGACUAAGGAGU
Molecule: messenger RNA, 8512 nt
Organism: Dermochelys coriacea (leatherback sea turtle)
Lineage: Eukaryota; Metazoa; Chordata; Testudines; Dermochelyidae
Gene: AKAP6
Product: A-kinase anchoring protein 6
Cellular component (GO): perinuclear region of cytoplasm; sarcoplasmic reticulum
Molecular function (GO): protein kinase A binding; transmembrane transporter binding
Source: RefSeq, a predicted model, not a curated record